This is a messenger RNA of Carica papaya (papaya), 2600 nucleotides long. NCBI's taxonomy places the organism in Eukaryota, Viridiplantae, Streptophyta, Magnoliopsida, Brassicales, Caricaceae. The record is from RefSeq and is a predicted model, not a curated record.
AAACAAGUCUGGACGUUUGGCGUAAACCGACGUCGAUUCAUCCAGUGGAUUGCCAAACCGGCGUGAUAAAAAUUAAAUCGCGGCACUCGGUCCGACAAAUAAACAGAGGGAGGGUGAAGAAGAAGAAGAUGGAGAGCCUGUGGCGGGCAAUGACGGGUCAGGACCCGGACCCGAGUGACUACCAGGGAAUCGAGUUCUGGGCCAACCCGGAGCGAGUCGGGUGGCUGACCAAGCAAGGCGACUACAUCAAGACGUGGAGGCGCCGCUGGUUCGUCUUGAAACAGGGUAAAAUGUUCUGGUUCAAGGACUCCCAUGACGUCACCCGCGAGUCCACGCCGCGAGGCGUCAUCUCAGUUGGAACCUGCCUCACCGUCAAGGGCGCCGAGGAUGUUCUUAACAAACCCUGCGCCUUCGAAUUGUCCACCGGCGAUUAUACGAUGUACUUCAUCGCCGACUCCGAGAAGGAGAAGGAGGAGUGGAUCAACUCUAUUGGUCGGUCAAUCGUGCAGCACUCCCUGUCGGUGACUGAAUCCGAGGUCGUUGAUUACGAUCACAGGCGGUGAUUGUAGAAAGAUCCUUCGCAUUUUAUUUUAUUUUAUUUCGGUUUUGUACAAAACGAUGGUAAAUCUGAAACUAAUCAAGGCAUAGCAUCACAGAAGAAUAAAACUGAAAUUACAUUGACAGGGUGUUAAUGGAUAGUGUGACAUAGGUUCGUCGCUCUAGAUAGCAGAAUUAAGCACCAUUGUUGUUCUCUUCGGUGGCUGAUACGGACUGAUGGUUGUUCUUGUCAUGAGCUUAGAAUUGGCUGCCAUAGUUGCAAGCAUCAGAAUUUCCAUCUUCUUGCGUGGUUGUUGAAUUCAAUAUCUAGGGUGGUUUUUCUUGACAGAAUGUAUUUCCUUGGCUGCGCCAUUGUUGUUGUCUCUUUUCUCUGGGGGUGAUUCAACAGAGCAGGAGAGUCCGAUUCUCAGCACCAAGGAUUCUCUCAUUUGUUUUCUUCUGUUUUAUGCCUUGCUUGAAUAUCCGGAUGAAGCGGCAAUAUCCUCUAUUUGCAUUACCGUCGUGUAUGGGCAGGGGAUAAGCAAUUUGAAGAACAUGAUAAGGCAGCAUAAAUCUCUGUGAAGUCAUGGAGGGUCAGGCUAACCUUUAACACCUUGUAAUGAGUCGCCUUGUUCUAAACAUUUCUUGAAGCAUUAUUGACCAUAUCUAUGGUUUUGGUUGCCUCACUUCCCACGCUAUGUCAUGCUCAGUGAUUCAAUUGAGCAAGCAAGGCCAAUUCUCAAGACCAAAAUCGAGCACUCUUCCAUUUUAUUUAUGUUCAUGCAUGCUUCUCUAAAACUUGUGCUGAUAGAAGCUAUGGAACCAUGUAAAAGCAGUGGAUCUACAAUUUGAGUCUCUUGUUCGGGCAAUGCCAACUCUGUGUAAGCAUGAAAUGUGGAAUCAUCUUUGAAAGUGUUAUCAGUUGGUCUCUUCCUUGUGACCAUUUCCAACAAGAGUAUCCUGUAGCAAUAUCCUUUACUGGACAUGGUCACCUCACUCCCUGUGCCAUACCCUGCAAUGUCAAAUCACAACUUGAAGGUAUUAGUAUGUAUAUAGGUCAUCAUCCACAUUAUUUGAUAUAUGAAUUAAACAAUAACUUGCAUAUAGUUUAAGUUUUCUUGUUGCUCUUAUCUGUUUAUUGUUGUUUUGAGCAGUAUCUAUAUUGAGGAAAAGUAAAAUGCUGACAUCAAUUUGGCAGACUAUGUUUUGGCAAUUAAAGAUGAAGAAGCUUAACUUAAGGAGAAAUGGUGAAAGUUUGAAAGAUUGGCAAUUAAAGAUGAAGAAGCUUAACUUAAGGAGAAAGGGUGAAAGUUUGAAAGAUUUACCUGCUGCAGCAUAACCAAUUGUUGCCUUUAAACCUACAGCGCUCAUCUGAUUUACAUGAAAAUUAUCAGUAGCUUUUGGGAGAAUCCUAGCCAAUCCAAAAAAUAUCCUACAUCUGCAACCGUGUCAUCAGCAAGAAGGAUAUAGCUAGGUUUCAGAUCACAGUGGAUGAUAGGCUCAUGGCAAUGGUGCUGAGAUAAUUGAGGGCAGAAGCCACAUAGAUAGUGAUGUUUAUUUGAAGAAAGUCCAAGCUCCUUGGUUCUCUAGAUUCCCCAUUUUGUUCUGGGAAAUGUGCAACAACUUGUCCAAGUUUCCCUUGGUACAAACUCAUGAACAAAAGCUUUGAAAAGGUUGCUUUGGAAAUCAACACUGGAGCAAGCAGUAGUAAGCUUGACAAGAUUAUGGUGCCACUCUCUGUAAUGAAGCUCCUGGAAGCUCUUCUGUUCAAGAAUCAACACCUUCACUGCUGUGAUUUCUUUGUCUCGCUUCUGGUUGAGGUUUCCAUUAUACACACAUCCAAAGCUUCUUUCUCCAUUUUAAAUUAGCUGACAAGAACCCAUUUAUUGCCUUGAGGAAUUGACAAUAUGUGGUUGGAAAUGAAUUUCCCAAGGAGGAUUCUGCUGGUGGCUCUUUUUUGGCAUGUCUACAUUUAAACCGACAAAACAUUAUGGAAGAAACUGGGUGACCUGGAAAGUUUUCGUGUUGCACCCGUCUUUUUAAAAGGUUAUUUAAAAAAAAAA